This is a messenger RNA of Prosopis cineraria, 1273 nucleotides long. RefSeq lists its product as uncharacterized. The transcript has 5 exons. NCBI's taxonomy places the organism in Eukaryota, Viridiplantae, Streptophyta, Magnoliopsida, Fabales, Fabaceae. Bases 15 to 893 code for a protein of 292 amino acids. The record is from RefSeq and is a predicted model, not a curated record.
UUUGUCUGGUAUUCAUGUCUAUGAGGAAGAAAAAAGCAUCAUUGAAAAUAUCCAGUUCACAGAUCCUGAUAUCUCUGUGGUCUCAGGUUGAAACGAUGAGAAAUGACUAUGGAAAUUUCUAUUCUUUUUCGGAUUUUUCAAUGGAGUGCAGGAGUCGGGUGUUACAUGCACUGAUAAAUGAUAUCGUAAGGAUGAGCAGUCUUGGGGCCAGUGACACUGCUGGGGCUACCCUUGCAUCAUCAGGGAAUCAUCCUCAUGGAGGCACACCUGUAGGAGUUCCUGAAAUGGAGUUCCCCUUACUUAGUUCUGAAGACGUUAAGCCGUUGAAGUACAAGGACAACAUGAUGUUGUUGCCUGGCUGGGUGAGAUGUGGACGCCGAAGAGUGGAGAUACAAGAUUCUCCUGGUCGCGGCCUCCAGUCUGUUAAAGUUAAGGUCCUGCUUGAUGACUGGUUACUUCCAGGUCGUCAGAUGACUUUCAAUUGCGACGUGGCCGACCAGCUCAUUAGCAAAGAUAGCGGGUUGUUGACAUUGAUAGUCGCGGAUACCGCCAGCAUAAGCGGUGGUAUCAUUUUCUCUAUCUCGUGGCUCACGAAGGAACACAGUACUUGCACUGAAACUACGGCCGCAACAUUUGUUCCCGCUAGCGAAGAGGAGGAGAUAUUGGGGUUUCGAACGACCUGGAGACAGGCGUGGGAUGCCACCCUCGGGCGUAAUGAUGGAAAUGCUGCGAAUCAUGCUGUUCAGGAGAUGGUUGAUACGAUCACAAGGAAGCAGAGUGAGCAGCCCAUGGGCGGACAGAAUGUUCUGGCAUUAAUAAUGAGCGACGAAAUCGUGACGUGGCUUGAAGACGGCCUCCAUUCAUUGCCACCCGAAAUUGCUGUUUAUGUUUAAGGAAUGUAGAGCUGGGCCGAAAGGGUGGAGUUGGAAUUAUCUGACAAGUGGAUGGAGGUGUAAGGCGCGCAUUUCGUACUGCCCCAGCAGGCACACCCAUCAUCAGCUCUUGCUGAUGCCAAUUGAAAAUAUUGGUCGCGUUACCCUCGCUCAUGCUCAUGCCUACUGUGACAGCUCUCCAAUUACAUUCAUUCUUGUUGACCUUAGUUUGUGGAACGCAUCUUGUAAACGCCUCUACAGUUUUUCUGGCAUCAUGUUCAGUGAAGAAUUUUGGGGGCAAAAAGAACUUAGUGCAGGGAAGCUAUAUCCUUACUUUCAACAAAACUAGCAUUGACUCCCCGUAGGAAGGCAUUAUCUUUAAAAAUUACGUCACAUUUUGC